Molecule: messenger RNA, 2318 nt
Organism: Episyrphus balteatus (marmalade hoverfly)
Lineage: Eukaryota; Metazoa; Arthropoda; Insecta; Diptera; Syrphidae
Product: organic cation transporter protein
Exons: 11
Coding region: 417-2114 (565 amino acids)
Biological process (GO): transmembrane transport
Molecular function (GO): transmembrane transporter activity
Source: RefSeq, a predicted model, not a curated record
UUAAGUCAAUAUCUAAGUGAUAAGAUAAGAGGCAUUAUGUUAAUUUGUAAUCAUAAAUGUUUGAAUUAAAAAAUUAUAAACAAUUCAUAUAGAGGAAUUAUGAAAAAUUGGGUUAUCAUAAACCAGAGAGAGAUUGCGAAUAUUUGCCAAAUUAUAAUUUAAAAACAAAAAAUUUUGUGAUGGUGCAGAAUUUUGAAUUUAAUCACAUACAAAAAUUAUGAAGUGCGUGUCAAAUACAAGUUCUAAGUGGUAUAUCUUUUAUGUAACGACGAUAAUUUUGAACUUGAGAAGAAAAUAAAUGUGAGAAUUUAAAGCUGACUGUUAUUGAUUUUUGCAAAAAAAGAACCAACGCACUCUCAUCAGCAACAAUCACAUACUCGUAGCAACUCUUCUCUUCAGUUAAAAACACAAUCACAAUGGAUUUCGAUGGAAUUCUUGAGGAAAUCGGUGAAUGUGGAAGAUAUCAGAAAAUAAAUUAUCUUCUAAUUUGUUUGCCGGUAAUGUUUGCUGCUGCAAAUAGUCUAUCAUACGUUUUCACUGCAGGUAUCCCAAACUAUAGAUGCUUAAUACCUGAAUGCGGUGAAAGCUCUACAAAUUUCGAAUUAAAUUCACCUUGGCUAGUGAAUGCUACUCCUGGUACAAAUAGUCAUGGAAAAUUCACACCAGAAAAAUGUCUUCGCUAUGAAGUUCUUAACGACACAUCAGCAUCAGCUGGUAUUUUAACUGGCGCAUGUUCAAAGGAAAAGUUCAAUCAGAUGAGUAAAGUGCGAUGUCAUGAAUGGGUUUUUGAUACACAGGAAUAUACAAUUGUCCAAGAGUGGGAACUAACAUGCUCGGAGAACGCUUGGAAAUUAGCACUAGUAGGAACGAUGCACUUUGCUGGAUUAGUAGCAGGUACAGCGACAUCUGGAUUUUUUGCCGACAGAUAUGGAAGAAAACUUAUUUUUAUAGUUUGCAUAGUUUUCAUGGCCAUAACUGGAAUUCUACAAGGUAUAGCAUGGGACUACAAUAGUUUUAUUGUGUUUGCUUUUUUAAAUGCAGUUGGAACUUCAGCCGUUUAUCCACUUGCUUUUAUAAUUGGUGUCGAAAUGGUUGGACCCAAACGAAGAGAAAUGGCAUCGAUUGUAUUAAAUUAUUUUUAUGCAGUAGGUGAAGCUUUAGUGGGCUUAGCAGCAUGGCUUUUACCUAACUGGCAACUACUUCAAAUUGUUUUAUCAGCACCGCCUUUAAUUUUUAUUGCAUACUAUUGGAUGGUACCAGAAUCUGUACGUUGGUUAAUUGCUAGAGAAGAUUAUGAAAAAGCCAAAAAGAUUAUAACUAAAGCUGCCAAAACAAAUAAAAAAGAAUUGUCUGUAACGUUGUUGGAUUCAUUUGACAAUGCCAAUAAACGACGGCGGGGGAGGUGCGAGGAGGACAAAAAUUGGGAUCAUACAAAAUCAACAAGUAGUACAAAUAGUGAUAAUAUUAGAUUUGAAAGUGACGAAAAAGGGGAAAUUUAUGGAGCUGUAAGAGAUGUCUUCAAAUCGAAAAAGUUAUGCAUUCGAUAUGCUUUGCUUUUAUAUAUUUGGGGCGUCAAUGCUUUAGUUUUUUAUGGACUUUCAUUGAAUUCAACGAAUUUAAGUGGGAAUAAAUAUAUCAAUUUUGCUUUGGUGUGUCUUGUUGAGAUUCCUGGUUAUUCAUUAGCAUGGGUUAUGUUAAACAAAUUUGGCAGAAGAUUGUCUCUAACUGGAUCGUUACUUCUUUGUGCUGUGACUUGUGUGGCAGGAGGAUAUGUAGCAAGAAGUAUUGAAUGGGCUGUGAUCACAUUAUUUCUCAUAGGAAAAUUAGGAAUAACAUCUUCAUUUGCUAUUUUAUACACAUAUACCGCAGAAAUGAUGCCAACUAUCAUUCGAAGUGGUGGUGUGGGAUGUAUGUCGACUUUUGCACGUUUUGGAGCAAUGUUGGCACCGUUUGUGCCACUUUUGGGAAUGUAUUAUGAAACAUUACCUCUUUUGGUAUUUGGAACGAUAUCUUUGUCAGCAGGUUUAUUGGGCUUGUUUUUACCGGAGACAUUUCAAAAGAAAUUACCUGAUACGGUAAAAGAAGCUAAAUCUUUGCUUUCUGAUGAACGAUAAAAUUAAUAAAACUAUCCUACGUGUUUUAUAGUAGGUACUAAAAGUUCGUGUUCCUAUUUCUGAGAAUAAAAAAAAAAAACAACGAUAUUAUGCUGAUCUAGUUUUAUAAAAAAAAAGUUACUUAUAAGUUAGUUAUAAUGAAUUUUAUUACCUGGAAAGUGCCCAAAAUAAAAAAAAUAAACUAAAAAUUGUUUUAAGUAAGAA